Messenger RNA from Cajanus cajan (pigeon pea), 1053 nucleotides. Lineage: Eukaryota; Viridiplantae; Streptophyta; Magnoliopsida; Fabales; Fabaceae. The record is from RefSeq and is a predicted model, not a curated record.
AUGAAGGAACUUGCGGAAUUUCGCAAUCAGGCCAGGGCAGAGGUAACGGCCAAAAUCGAGAAGCCCGCCGAAAGCUCUUUCCGAAGCCGUCCCAAGGACCUCGUCUCACAAGAAAAACCUAUUCGCGGACCGAGGUACUCUCAUUAUACUCCGCUGAAUACUAGCCGAUCGGCUGUCUUGGACCAAGCACUUGCUUCGGAGGUCCUGGCAGUGCCGAAGCGAGCCGCGACCCCUCCUCGUGCCGACACUACCAAGUCCUGCAAGUAUCAUCGUAACAGGGGCCACUCGACUGAGGAGUGCGCGACCUUGAAAGACAAAAUUGAGGACUUAAUCAAACAAGGGCAGCUUCAACGUUUUGUCGAUCGACCUCGUUCUCCCCGAUACGAUGACCGCCGGCAUCGUCGAGAUCAGCCUGACCAAGAAAGGUCCAACAAGCGUCCCUACAGGGAACGGAGCCGAUCGAGGGGCCGAAAGGAAGACGAGCCGAUACCCCAGCCCCGAAGAGUCAUCAACACCAUUACCGGUGGAUUUGCAGGCGGUAGUUCUACCUCUUCAGCCCAAAAAAGACACCUCCGAGCCGUCCGAGCUGUGCAUGCGGUUGAACGCACUCAGCGAAGGAUGCUGGCCAUCACAUUCACCGAAGCUGACUUUAAAGGCAUCGAUCCUGAUCAGGACCACCCCAUGGUUAUCAGCGUUGAGAUCCACAACUGCAUUGUUCGGAAGACGUUGGUCAAUCAAGGAAGCUCGGCCGAUAUCCUCUACUGGAACACCUUUAAACAGCUUGGCAUCCUGGAGGCCGAGUUGAUCCCAUACAACGAGCCCUUGGUCGGAUUCUCUGGUGAGCGUGUCCAAACGAAAGGAUACAUCAAGUUAUCCACCCGCUUCAACUUCGACGGAGUUGAAGCCCGAGACAUCCCAGUCAAAUAUGUGGCUGUACACGCCAACACGUCGUACAACAUUCUUCUCAAAAUCAGGCCGGAUCAUCACACAUGCGUCCUGCUAACUUGGACUUUCUCAAGACUUUGGCAAUUGGACAAUCAGUACGCACGAUGA